This is a messenger RNA of Melampsora larici-populina 98AG31, 2009 nucleotides long. RefSeq lists its product as uncharacterized. Bases 414 to 1790 code for a protein of 458 amino acids. Lineage: Eukaryota; Fungi; Basidiomycota; Pucciniomycetes; Pucciniales; Melampsoraceae. The record is from RefSeq and is a predicted model, not a curated record. The transcript is spliced from 8 exons.
CUCAGCCACCUUUUCGAUUUUCGAUGGCUGCAUUCAAGACUGGAAGCACUUGGACCUUCGUUUUUGUAUUCAUAGUGAACACCAUAUGUGCACACGAUAUAUUCACCAUUUCCUUCUCUCUUGUCCCUUCACAUCGCCUUGACCUUCGUUUUUGUUUGCAUGAAUUGAGAUCUGAAAUUCAAGACCGCGAUUCUGUUCAACCAUAUAACGGGACUGAUUUAUCUAAUACCAAUACCGCAGAACUACCCAAAUGAUAUAGAUUAAUUUUCCUCAUUCUUCUUUUCAUCCGCUCUCUGAAGCGGUUCCCAAAUGCAUAUAUGUAAACGCAAAUCGGACUUCGCCUUUGCAACUCCGCGAUUUGAAGGAAAUCGAUUUCACGCCAUAAGUUUCCGUUGACCUUGCCCCGAUUGACGAUGCUGAACACGACAUCGAGUGCCGGUGCACCGCAAGACUCACAAAUUUCAAUAAUCUUGUCACGGUUGGAUCAAUCACAACAUCCAUAUGUGUAUCCAUAUGUUUCCAGGCUUCUGGUCGGCCUUGGUAUCAUCUACCUUGUCAUCAUUGGGCUGGCCCUUGUCAUCCUCGCCACUCCAUUUCUAAGAGGUUCGGCUUCGAGAAAAAAAAACAUUUGGCUCUGGCGAAAACAAUACUUAUCUUCGCGACCAACUCCUUAUUAUAUUCCGAAUGGUGGUCUCUCCAUCGUCAUAUCCCAACUGUGGUCAAGUGUACUCUUUGAGGUUUAUAUUUAUCUUUCUUAUCGGGCUCUUCAGGACCCUCAAGCGACACUCUCAACCUAUCGAUACUUUUGGCUAACUGUGUCUUACACACCUUGCUUCACUGGGUUUUGGUUUAGCGGUUUUAGUGCACUAUACAUCUGUCUACUCUCACCCGAGCGACCUACUAUCGGUGGAGUUUCAAGCCGGGGAAGCAUGUUACACCCGGCCAUCAUGAAUAGCGCAUGUGUCGGUGUCCCUGUUCUCGUCACCCUCACGGCUAUACAGUGGGGUAUCGUAUCAAUUCGGGCAACCCAUGAAAGGGUAGAAGCUUACCAAGCAGUUGUCGCUCAAGUGGCCUCGGGGCAGGACUUCUCAAACGAGAUGGCCCGAUAUACCUUGGCAAUCCAGCGAUUCGUCGCUCAGUUCAGGUGGGCUAGCCUUACGUGGUCUAUCGCAGCUUUGAUAGAAGUCAGUUUUUAUAGUUACACCAUUACUAUUUUCCUGAGACUGCUAAAAACGACUGUAGAUGUAGCCAGUGGCAAGAGAAAUCUACUGGUAGGAUGCUCGUCUGACUACAACUCAACACUUGAGGGUCCAAGCCGGAGUCCUGCUCUCACGUCAGAGCGGAUCGGAGGUACGCAAACUGUGAUACGUGCAUUAUCCGGUUCGAAAUCCUCCAAAAAUCUCAAACGAAAUUAUCGAAUGCUGCUCUUGCACUGCACUUUACUUACAGUGGUUCUGGUAUGGCAUUUAAUUGUCGGAAUCGCCUUGACUAUCAAGAUCGGGAGUGUGAUCGACAAUAUCGCCUGGCGGUCGGUAUGCAUCUGGGUGACCGUUUCGAGUUCAGUGUUGUCAUCAGUAGUUUUACUACUACAAAGCUGGAAGUUACUUUCGGAGACUUCCGAAUCUCCAACAAGAUUUAUGCCAACAAAACAGUCCGAUGUCUCUAUGCCUGAGAACAUCCUCCAGCUACAAAUGGCAGAACCUCUUCCUAUGACCCGACCGGACUCCUUUGUCAUGAUCGACCAGUGCAUCGCAUCUUGUGAAAAAUGUCCUCCUCCCCUUGUGAUGUGAGAAUGACGUUCGUCCUGCUUCAGUUACAUUAUUUUUUGAUCUAUCUUUAUCUCAUGGUGGUUGUAGACUUGCCGCGUGCAAAAAUCAGUAGUAUAUAAAUUCGAGCAAGAUAUCCUUAAGUAAAAAUGUGAUUAAAACCAUUCAAAACAUGACUUUCUCUCUUUCAUUCUCUUGGUGUACAAAAUUAUGUCUUUGAAAGUUCCUUGUGUAUUUAAGCAU